Molecule: messenger RNA, 4620 nt
Organism: Dermacentor silvarum
Lineage: Eukaryota; Metazoa; Arthropoda; Arachnida; Ixodida; Ixodidae
Exons: 1
Coding region: 1-1776 (591 amino acids)
Source: RefSeq, a predicted model, not a curated record
AUGGAGACCAAGGACAACGGCGGAGGCGAGAACAAGGUGUUUUCUUCGCAGCACUACCAUGCACAGCAGCAAGGAUACCCGCUCGACGCCAUUCCUAUCCCGGUGCACCAGAUACCCAUACAAAGCGGCCACAUCAUCCUACCACAGCUGUUUAACAACGGACUUCAACAGGGCGCCAUCCAUCUGCCACAGUGGGAGUCGAACAAACUCCAAAAGCCGCCUCAGCCAGUUUUUGAGCACCAACAUCAGUCAGCGCAGCAACAGCAUGAACCGCAGUACCAGCAGCAACAGCAGCACGAGCAGCAGUACCAACAGCACCAACAGCAGCAGCAGCAGCAGCAGCAGCAGCCACAGCAGGGCCACCACCACCAUGCUUAUCCCGAUGUCCACCAUCAACCGACGCAAGUUGUUCACCAUGGCGGUGGAGGUGGCGGCGGCGGCGGCGGCGGCGGUGCAUCUGAGGAGCAGCAUCACCAGUACAUAGAGAACCACAACGUUCAUCCGCAGCAAUCGACGGACUUAGCGACGCAGGCUCAAGGCCAGGAGCCGUGGCCACUGCCUCAGCCCGAAAUGCCCAAGAUUGUCCACCUGGAUGUCAAAUGCGAGAAAAACCUCAUGAAGGUAGUGGUCGAGUUCGACAAGCCCUUCCACGGCAUAAUCUUCAGCAAAGGCCAUUACAGCUACGGUAGUUGUGUCCACUUGCCGGCGGGCUCAGGCCGCAAAAGCGUCUACUUCGAUGUAUCGAUCAACAGCUGUGGCACCAUUGGAAACACGCAGAAUGGCCUCUACGGUUACGACGGUGGCAACUCUGGAACUGGCAGCUUCUUCGAGAACACCAUUAUCGUCCAGUACGAUCCACAGGUGCAGGAAGUGUGGGACCAAGCACGCAAGUUGAGGUGCACGUGGCACAACAACUACGAGAAGGCGGUUACUUUCCGGCCUUUCCCAGUAGACAUGCUCGACGUUGUGCGCGCCGACUUCGCAGGUGACAACGUAGGCUGCUGGAUGCAGAUACAAGCUGGAAAAGGGCCUUGGGCCAGCGAGGUAGCCGGCAUCGUCAAAAUCGGUCAGACUAUGACGAUGGUACUGGCGAUCAAGGACGACGAGAACAAAUUCGACAUGCUGGUGCGCAACUGCAUUGCGCAUGACGGCCAGCGGGCGCCCAUCGAGCUUGUCGACAGCCAAGGGUGCGUCGUGCGACCAAAACUAAUGAGCCGGUUCACCAAGAUCAGGAACUUCGGUUCCAGUGCGACGGUGCUGUCGUACGCACAUUUCCAGGCCUUUAAAUUUCCUGAUACAAUGGAAGUGCACUUCCAAUGCACCAUACAGAUCUGCCGGUAUCAAUGCCCGGAUCAGUGUUCGGCGCAGGCGUCCGUCGACUCAUCGGCACCCGAAAAGCAGGCGCUGUACUCUAACCAUGUUUCCCAGUCUGCUGGUCGGCCCAGGGAAGAGAGAGACGUUUCGUACCACGAAGAGGAGGAGGAAAUGGCAGAGAUUGGCGUGAACAGAGUGAUUCGCGUUGUCUCAGCUGGUGACUUGGCAUUCAGCCUGGGUUCCAACGAGACCCAUCCGGCUCCCUUAGUAAAGGAGGAGCAUGAAAGUUCCAUCAUAUGCAUGUCUGCGCCAGGAUUCGCGUCCGUCCUUGUAGUACUCCUGUCCCUCCUCGUCAUUGCCUGCUUGCUGUCCGCCUUCUUGUGGAUCAAGCAAAAGACGGCGAUGCGGCUUCCUAAAAGCCUUCCCUACGAUCUGCCAGUGCUCAAAAAGGGAAAGCUCUAAUAAGGUUUCGCUUAUAGGCUCCUGAACUAAUAAGAUGAACGAGAUUUUCUUUUUUCCAGCAUCGCGAAAAAAUUUGACCAUUCGGCCUCUCCCCUCAAAACAGUGGAAUCGCGCAGCUUAAAAGCACGUUACCUCCAGCAGCACGAUUCCACUUAAAUACUGCGAAGGGGCUGAAUGAUUAAAUUUUUGCAGGUGGCCUUACGACCCGCUGACACUGCGUAUUCGGAUCCUUUAUUUUACCUUUUAUCGCAUGAAUACUGCUGCUGGUCUAGGUGACUUUAGCGAAUCCGCCUUGUCAGCGCGUCCGAUAACCGGGCCAAAAUGUGCCUUCUUCCUUAAGCCAUAAACAUCUGUUUAACUUUCAUUGUGCAUUCAGGGAUCAUCCAUGUUCAUUUAACCACAUUUGAGUGUUAGCCCACAAUGACGCGUUUUUCUUCGUAGUUCUGCCUCACCAGUGUGUCUAGGAUAAAGUGUAUGCUACCAUUACGAAGCGACGUUGAAGUCGCUUAUCGGCAGGCACAUUCACUUCCCCGUCUUUUGUAUCACGCUCUGCGCUUACAAGAUUUAAAUGGUAUUCACUCGGACACAGCGCGCGGGCAGGCCAACUCGCGUACAAUCGCCCCGACAAUUAAGAGCCUCCAUGGCGGCAAGUCCGCAUGCAACGUGGAUUAGGCUGCUUUCGUCCGCUUAUACCCGAGUGCCAAAGGUAACGUGCAGGUACAGGCCGUGCGCUCUCCGCACUUACAUCAGUCGGGCGCUUUGGAUCAAAGUAGCCGCUAACACUGCAGCGUUUUCUUGUCUUGAGCUCGCUGAGCGUGAUUGCGUGCGAUUGUGGAGCACACCGCACAGACCAGUAGCAAAAUGCCAAGCCACGAGUCUGCCGCGACCGGCCAUAAUUUUGGUCGGGCGUUACGAAAUUAAUUUUGAACAGGCCCACUUUCCGUCCACGUUGUUGUCACGUCGGGCUACAUAAAUGUGGCGUCAAAGGAUGCUCUUCGUAAAGUCUACGAAUUUGAGGUUGUACGAUUUUACGACUCUCUCGUGAAGUUUUACGAAAAAAAUCUUGAAAGAUGGCAUGGUGCAAGAUAGAAAAAAAAAAUGGGUAUAAAGAUUGUGAUGGCACCUGUGCUGCCCUCUUGUGACAGCCCAACAUGCCAGAAGGGCACUUCCUCCAAAAACGUUUAUCUGACAAGCUCCUAACGCACGCCAAAUCGGCAAGGGCAAUCUGACUGAAAAGGUCACAUUAUCUAAAAAUAAUGUGUUGCUUGCGAGCCUCUGCUGUACAAACGUUUGCUGCUACUUGUGCGCUGUGUCUAAAGGUAUUUCAGCGUUAAUAAAGUGCGUGUGUAUCUCAUAAAAGGUGUGUGCUAAGAGCAAGCUUUGAAAUAAGAAUGCUUACUAUCCUCCCCCCUCUCUUUCUUACUGUGGCUGCGGGACUUUUACGAAUUUUAAUGUGCACAAGUUGGAAGGUAUGCUAUAAUUGAAAGUGAUCUGUGAAAACACAAUGCAAAAAUUUAAUGGUCGUCCACAUUAUGACAGCACACUGCAAGUUUUUCAUUUUUAGUAUGACGUUACUCUUCUCCCAUUUUCUUUACUGUGCACUAGGAAAUCAAACUCAUCGUUUAACAAAUUUUCAGGAACCACUACUUGGAGUAUACGCGGGAUCGGCAUGAAAAUUAUUUUUCCAGAAUCAAUUUGGGCUGAAAUGCUUCUGCCAAACAGUAUUUUCACUGUUCAGUGCCAUUGCGUACUUAGCAUCAACCCCCCCUGUCCCGCACCGCUUCCUCCCAGUAGAACAUGUAUGCAGCUUUUAGUAUAGUUGACUGCGCCGACACGGACAUUGCGUUCUCCAGGUAGCCGAGUAAACAACUACAAAAGCAGCUGCACCUGGCAGUAGCAACGAACUAAUGAAAGCAGUUACAUCAAAACAGUUGAUGCUUUCGUGUACAAUUGUUUGGAUAACAGCAUACUUAACACAAAACCCUAAUCACUCGCACGGAAUGGCUUAUGUUGCAAUGAUUAUAGGCUGGCAUAAUUUGCACUCACAUUAAAUCCCUUUGUGGCGUGCUUCAACUCGCUAUUGUUUGACAAAUUCUGCUGAGAGUCCAAAUGCAAGGAUGUGUACUAAGAGAUGUGUGUUAUCCAUCAAUGCAAUCCCCAUUGAACGCUGCACAAGUUUGACAGUGCUGCAUGUGAAAGCUUGAUGAAACAGUUGACAAUCAUGAAGAUGUACUAUUGUGCUUCAAUGCAACCCCUACUCAAGGCAGCACAGAACAAACAUACAAAGCAUUGAAACUUGGCAGAAAGGUCACUCUUAGGUGACUUGUCCAUUCAUUUGUCAUAGAACACCUCGAUGGCGAUUUUGUUGCCUUGUUGACAACAUCCAAUAUUUUUUUUGCAGUGGUUUCUGGAUAAGUGCCUGGAUGCCUGCUUUAUCUAACUUUGCAGCUGAGUAGUUCAGGCCUUUAAAAAUUUUGGAGAUUUAACCCAAUGUGUAAUAGCAAGGAAGCAGGCCACCAGCCCAAGAGGCAACUUCACACAAAGUUCUAAAGGUUCAUGAACUUCCUAUCGCAAGUGCAUUACCCUCAAUAAUUAUUACACUAAAAUAAAAUAUCGCGUAUUGGCCGAGAUGUUUCAUUGAGCUUUUUCAUUGUUUCAUUUGUCAGACAUCAACCAUUUUUUCAUGUGAUUAUGCUGUUUUUUUUUUCUUUAAUGGUGCUAAGGAUGAAUGUAGGUUCUAUGCAUUUUCCCUCUUGCCAAACAGUCACAAUAUUCUUGGCUAUUCCAAAGGUGCUAUAUGUGCAUCAUUUGGUCUGGCAUGUUUCUCUUGUAAAUAGGUCUGAA